Molecule: messenger RNA, 1910 nt
Organism: Tremella mesenterica DSM 1558
Lineage: Eukaryota; Fungi; Basidiomycota; Tremellomycetes; Tremellales; Tremellaceae
Exons: 7
Coding region: 61-1824 (587 amino acids)
Biological process (GO): monoatomic cation transport
Cellular component (GO): plasma membrane
Molecular function (GO): monoatomic cation transmembrane transporter activity
Source: RefSeq, a predicted model, not a curated record
CUUGCUCAUUGCUUCCCACCGUGGGAUCUCUAUAACAAUAUCAUCUCCAUCCAUCCCAUCAUGUCCCCGAUUCUGAAGAGAGACUUCAGCGAGCACGCCCGUCAAGCACGUCGACUGGCAGCCCUCAUCACGGGUGAUCCCCCGCACUUGGACCCACUCGAUCAGGCCUCCAACUCGUUAUCCACCCAUUCCCAAGACAUAGAGCUUGAGCCUACUCGAGCGUACGUCACAUCAGCCAGUCCUAGACCUAUGGAAGAGGAUGAUCCUGGUCCUUCGAAGCUCCUACAUGUCAGUCGUGAGGGAAGGAGGGAUAAGGGGAAAUGGAGAGCCUCAGAUGAGAUACCGCCUCAUGUGGGAUUGGGCAUAAGAGUAUCACAUGGAUUGGGAAAUGAGGACGUUGAUGAUGAUGGAGAGACUGAUCAUAUGCUCAGUAAUGGACAUAGCAUGGAGGGAACCGUUGACAAGGGUUCUGGGGUGACGAAACUACGGGAUCUCUCAUCACUCCUUUUUGAAGCUACACCUUCACUUCUCAUAAGUCUAGUCGGUCUUGUUUUCACCGGUGAACUUUUAGAACAUCUAGCCAGAUGGACAGUCUUUCGAAGAGUUGACGAACUCUUCAUCCUAGUACCUAUGGUCGGCAAUCUGAAUGGAAAUAUCGAAAUGUGUUUGUCCGCCCGAUUAGGUACUUCAGCCAAUAUCGGUGAAUUGGACAAACGACAUACCCGACGUGGACUUUUAUUGGCCAAUCUCACUCUUUUAUGUUUACAAGCAUUACUCAUUUCGGCCAUAGCUGGAUUCCUGAGUUUUCUUCUUGGUUUAGCGACUGUUCAUAGAUUGGGUGAUACACCACCUGUAGGUACAUCUGGAAAUGGGACGUUGGUGGAGGGUGAUCCUGGUUUAGCGGUUGGAGAGCAAGAUUUUCGAGAAGGAUACACAAGACCGGGAUGGCAACAAUUGACCAUGGUUUUAGCUACUGGAAUGUGUUCAGCAGGUAUAAGCGCUGCUGUUCUUGGAUCAUUUAUGAGUAGCGUUGUUGUUAUUUCUCGUUGGGCGGGUGUAGAUCCAGAUAACAUAACUCCACCUGUAGCAUCUUGUGGUGGAGAUCUCUUGACUUUAUUCAUUCUUGCUCUUCUGGGAUCUGCGUUGGUGGGAACGAUGAAUACACCAUUACCAUUGAUAGCUGUGGUGGUGAUGGUAGUAGCAGCUGCGUGGUUUACGAAAAGGGUGAUGAGAAAUGAAUGGGUAAAGAAUGUCGCUAAAGGGGGUUGGGCACCUCUGAUCGGAGCUAUGCUCAUAUCAAGUGGAACGGGUAUGGUGUUGGAUAGAGGAGUCAGUAAAUAUCGUGGUUUUGCUCUUCUUGCAAUAUCCAUGACCGGAUUGACAGGUUCCAUCGGUGCCAUUCACGCUAAUCGUCUUUCCACAUCUCUUCAUACCCGUCUCCAUCCUCAUCAUCCUUCUGCAUCAUCACAUUCACCUCCAAGAGGUUUAUCAGCUUUACAAGGUGGUACAACCCUUUUCUUCCUCGCUUUUCCAUGUUUAGCUUGUUUCCUCUUUUUUGUAGAUUGGGCAGGAUGGAUUGAUCUUAGUCUUGGUUGGGCAGGUUGGGUUUCUUAUGCACUCACCACUGGUAUAUCACUUUGUAUUGCUCAUGGUCUUACUUUGUAUUUCUGGUCUAGAGAUCUUGAUCCUGAUUCGUACACUUUACCAAUCCAGAGUGCUGCGGUCGACUUUAUCGGACAACUCUUGCUUAUGUUAGCAUACGAAAUAUGUAUUCUUCAAGGAAAAGAUGUUUUAGUACAUGAUAUCCCUCUUCCUGGAACAUGAUUCCUUCUCCAUACCUUAUCAUUAUCACUCAUACGACAUACGACUAGAAUGAUCAUUGCACAUAUGCAUACAUUAUUGCAUCUUGC